CCACUCCCUUCUACUGGUGUCGUCGUGUCAAAAUGAGCAGGCCAUCCACGUCGUCCAUCCUUACAAUCACUGGUAUCACCAUCCUCGGCGGUUUCGUCGCAUACGCAGCCUACUUCGACUACAAGCGCCGUAAUGACCCUACCUUCCGAAGAAAAAUUCGCACCCAAAAGAAAAAGGUAGACAAGGCCGUCGCAGAAAAUAAUCAGAAGGAAAAGGCUACAAGCUCGAUUAGCAUUCCACGCGAAAUCCUUUUGGCUCUUCACGAGAAGGUCAACGAAGAAACUUUACCAACGAACCCGGAAGAAAAACAUAUGUUCUUCAUGAACGCAGUUGGAACGGGUGAAAAACUGGCUGAACAAGGCCCACAAAAUUAUUUGGAUGCUGCCGUAUUUUUCUAUCAAGCCUUACGGGUGUAUCCCUCACCAAUGGAACUUAUCGUCAUUUAUCAAAAGACUGUACCGGAAGGUUGCCUUUCAAUUGUCAUGGAAUUGUAUAACUUGGAUGUUUUCCUUCGCAUUCAAGGUUAUUAUAAACAAUUCCCACCACAAACGAUGCAGGUUUCCGUCAAAAAGAUCGAUUUGGAUCAAAAUAAAGGUGGUCAGGCACGCAGCCACCUGCUCGUGGCUUCUAAGAGUUUCAAAGCUGGAGAUGUUAUCUAUAAGGAAACACCCAUCGUAGCUUCGUUGGACCCCGACUUGGUGGCAAGUGGAAGACACUGUGGCCAUUGUUUGCGCGAGGUUGAAAGCGAUGCUGCUAUCAAACCCGAGUCAGAUCGUCUAGGUUCAAUUUACUGUUCAGAGAAGUGUCAGACCCAGAGUGGCACACAAUCGCAAGAUAUGUUAUUCAGCGACAAGAGCCCCCUCCCGGCCGAGGUAGCAGCGGAUCUGCCUCAACAAUCUGUAGCAGAGCGUCCGAAGACUCAGGAUGCACUUGCCGAGUUCUGUCGUCAGAAGGGUACCUCGGGGCUUCUCCUUGUUGCGAGGCUUGUCGCUAUACAGAUUGUCGCGGAGCUGGCUAAGGCGUUGCCGCAAGCAGCACACAUGAAGGAGCAGUUACCUGAGUUCAGUAUAAGUGAACAGUAUACUGUUUACGACCACAUCGAGCGGUUGCGGUAUAUCGACGUAACUCUACCGGACGACGAGUACAAGACAUUGAGGGAGCUUUUGCUGGCGACGCUACCUUUCCUGGAGGACGUGCACUCGGAUGAGAGGCAUGCUAUGUUCCGUGGGAAGGUUGCGUAUAAUGCGAUUGGUAUUUACUUCGGCGAGGGUAGAGAUGAUAAGCCGACCACAUCCGAACUCGAACGGACAAGGAUUGCAGCUGGCGUCUCGAAACAAAUUGGCAGCGGACUAUACCUUGUUUCUUCCUAUAUUGGCCAUUCCUGCGCACCUUCCGUUCGUCCUGUAUUCAGCGAGGGUACCUCCGAACUUCACCUCCUUGCAGAACGAGACAUCGAAGAAGGGGAAGAGCUAACAAUGGCCUAUGUCGACGUUUCGCAACGUUCUGAAGAAACACCCGUUGAGGCAUUCACCCGACGUCGCUCCGAACUCACGCAAGGGUGGAAGUUUGCCUGUGCCUGCGUGAAAUGCGAGGAAGACAAAAAGUCCGCUGGCCUGGAAGGCGAAGCAGAGGCAGAGGCAGAGGCGACAGCGGAUGGCUCGAAGAUUGAUUAUGCACUGAAAGCCCACAGCUUGGCGUGAAGGUGUGGAUGUCUCUUGGUCCUUUGCACGUUAUGCACGAUCCUAUUUAUAGAGAGUUUGUAAUGCUGAGCGAGUUAAUGCGUCUACUUUCGUGUUACAUAUUUCAAG
Fomitiporia mediterranea MF3/22 is the source of this 1808-nucleotide messenger RNA. RefSeq names its product MAS20-domain-containing protein. The transcript is spliced from 9 exons. Gene Ontology annotation, molecular function: transmembrane protein transporter activity; protein binding. Lineage: Eukaryota; Fungi; Basidiomycota; Agaricomycetes; Hymenochaetales; Hymenochaetaceae. Gene Ontology annotation, biological process: protein targeting; tRNA import into mitochondrion; protein import into mitochondrial matrix. The record is from RefSeq and is a predicted model, not a curated record. Bases 33 to 1700 code for a protein of 555 amino acids. Gene Ontology annotation, cellular component: mitochondrial outer membrane; mitochondrial outer membrane translocase complex.